This is a messenger RNA of Radiomyces spectabilis, 1997 nucleotides long. Its product is annotated as MCM2/3/5 family-domain-containing protein. Gene Ontology annotation, biological process: double-strand break repair via break-induced replication; DNA replication; DNA replication initiation. The transcript has 12 exons. The coding region runs from base 27 to 1790 and encodes 587 amino acids. NCBI's taxonomy places the organism in Eukaryota, Fungi, Mucoromycota, Mucoromycetes, Mucorales, Radiomycetaceae. Gene Ontology annotation, cellular component: nucleus; MCM complex. Gene Ontology annotation, molecular function: DNA replication origin binding; 3'-5' DNA helicase activity; single-stranded DNA helicase activity. The record is from RefSeq and is a predicted model, not a curated record.
UUAUCCAGAUCAGAGACCUCAACUCAAUGUACAUUGGUAAAUUGGUCCGUAUUCCUGGUAUCGUGAUUGGUGCAUCCACUCUCAGUUCCCGCGCAACCUAUGUCAACAUUAUGUGUCGGUCUUGCCGUCACACCAAAGUGAUUCCUGUCAAUGGAGGCUUUUCCGCUAUUACCUUGCCCAGAACCUGUGAUAGUCAACCCUUGGACGGUCAAAUGAAGAAUCCUUGUCCUAUCGAUCCUUAUGUAAUUGUCCACGAUAAGUGCGAGUUUGUUGACUCUCAGGUCCUGAAGCUGCAAGAGGCCCCCGAUAUGGUGCCUGUGGGUGACUUGCCUCGCCACACGAUCUUAAAUGCUGACAGAUGGUUGACGAAUCGUGUAGUACCCGGUAUGCGAGCCGUGGUCAUGGGUAUCUAUUCGAUUUUCCAGAACAAAGCGGCUAAAUCUACCGGUGCUGCUGCCGUUCGAACGCCUUACAUCCGCGUGGUUGGUUUGCAUGUGGAUCAGCACAAUGGCGGUCGCGGACGUCCCGUGUUUACGGACGCUGAAGAGGAAGAAUUUAUUCGCAUGUCCCGACAACCGGAUCUUUACGAAUCAUUUGCUGGCAGUAUUGCUCCGUCUAUUUUUGGCAACAAGGAUAUCAAGAAAGCCAUCGCAUGUUUGUUGUUUGGUGGAUCGAAGAAGGUGCUUCCUGACGGUAUUCGAUUGAGAGGUGACAUCAGUGUGCUUUUGUUGGGUGAUCCCGGUACGGCCAAAUCCCAGCUGCUCAAGUUUGUCGAAAAAGUCGCACCUAUCGCAGUGUAUACUUCGGGUAAAGGAAGUAGUGCUGCAGGUUUAACUGCAUCCGUGAUCCGUGAUCCCAGCACUCGUGAUUUCUAUUUAGAAGGCGGUGCCAUGGUUCUGGCGGAUGGCGGUGUCGUGUGUAUUGAUGAGUUUGACAAGAUGCGCGAUGAAGAUCGUGUGGCUAUUCACGAAGCCAUGGAACAACAGACCAUUUCGAUUGCCAAGGCUGGUAUUACCACCAUCCUUAACUCGAGAACCUCGGUCUUGGCCGCUGCCAAUCCGGUAUUUGGUCGAUACGACGAUAUGAAGAGUCCCGGUGAGAACAUCGAUUUCCAAACCACCAUCUUGUCCCGUUUCGAUAUGAUCUUUAUCGUCAAGGAUGAACAUAAUGAAGCACGCGAUGUGUCGAUUGCCCGCCAUGUUCUCAAUGUGCACAUGAACCGCCAGGUGCAUGACGCUAUUGGUGAAAUUGAUUUGGAAAAAAUGAAGGCUUAUAUUAAUUACUGCAAAGCGAAAUGCGCUCCUCGUCUUACAGCGGAUGCGGCCGAAAAAUUGAGUAGCCAUUUUGUUUCCAUCCGAAAGGAGGUCAAGGAAGCCGAACGAGACACUCAAGUCCGAUCUUCUAUUCCGAUCACCAUCAGACAACUGGAGGCUAUUAUCCGUAUUUCCGAAUCUCUUGCUAAAAUGACCCUUUCUCCUGUGGCCACAGAAAAGCAUGUGGAGGAAGCGAUUCGGUUAUUCAAGUACUCCACCAUGGAUGCAGUUCAAAGUGGCGGGGGAGCCGACGGUAUGACUCGUAGCGAGAUCAUGGCUGAAGUUCAAGCUAUUGAGCUUGAAAUCCAACGCCGAUUGCCCAUCGGUUCUCAGGUGGCGGUGGUGAAGAUCAAGAAUGAUUUCAUUCAGCAAGGUUAUACAGAUGCUGCUAUUCUGCGGGCUCUUACAAUUUUGGGUCGCAGGGAAGUUCUUCAAUUCCGAAGCCAAGGCAAGGUUGUUUUUAGACAAGCAGUAUAAUCAAGCAUGAACUCCUUUUUUUUUCUUCUUCUUUCUUUCUCCUAUGUAUAUAUCAUUCUUCUCACUUUUUUUUUUAUCAUCCAAUAAUGAUGCUUCUACCUUUUUCUUUUUUUUUAUUUUACUUCUCAAUAUAUUUUUCGCUUUCAUGACAAGUAAAAAUAGAAAAAAUCCAAGUUUGAUUCCCGUUCAGAGGAGCGGAUCACGAUC